GUUUUUGAUCACGUGUGUAAAAAAUGGCGAGCGGCAAAUUGUUGAAGUUGCCACAAAAUGUUUACAAACCUCAGCUUAAUAAUGUAAUGCAAGAUGAGAAAGUGAAGAAAAAUAUCGAAAACGUUUUUCAACGAAAGAAUAAAAAUAUAGAUUCCGGAACCCAGGACAUAAUUGAUUGUUCUUCUUUCCCGUUCCCUUAUUGUGUCAUAAAGGACUUUCUUUGUUUGCCAACAAACAAUGAUCCAGCCAAUGAGUUUGUCGCCCAGCUUCGACAACAAUUACUUAAAUUAAGCUUCACCCCAAAAUCGAACGAUCUUUAUAAAUUCUCGCAAACAUCUGAACUUGUUGGGAAACCUGAAGAUAAAGGGGAAACCCUCAACCCCAUUUCCAAUCUCCUCCCUCACUUUACAUCCCUGCUGCGUAAGAAGUUGUUGCCGUGGUUACGUGAGGUCACUUCAAUCGAACUUAACGAUGACGUCGACAUGUUUUGCGCUCAGUAUUCAGACACAGAUUAUUUGCUUUGUCAUGAUGACGAGCUUGAAUUUCGCCGAGUCGCUUACGUUUAUUAUCUGACACCGGAUUGGUCGAUGGAAGAGGGCGGGGCACUUCAACUUUUUGAUUCAAAACAGUUUGAAAAUAAUGGAACAACCAUAUAUGAUCCCACCUCUGUGGUUCGCUCGAUCGUCCCGACUUUUAAUUCUUUGGUUUUAUUCGAAGUUUGCCCAACUUCUUUCCACCAGGUGCAGGAGAUUGUUACAUCAUCAAAGACGCGAUUGUCACUCACGGGUUGGUUUCACGGCCCCACGAAGCCACGACCUCCACGAGUGACAGACGCCAUGCCACCAAUGAACCAUUACUUGCCAUCGAACGAGAACACCCCGUUACUCCCAGAAUGGUUGGAUCCAUCUUACCUCAACAUUGGAACACAAGCCACGAUACAAGAACAAUUCACCGAAGAUUCAGAAAUUCAAUUGAACAACUUUUUAUUGCAAGAAAAAUACAACGCCCUUUGUGACGCGGUUAAAUUUCUACGAAACCGCAAGGAAUUAUGGGAAACCUGCGGACCACCGAGCAAACAGUUUUACCAUAAAUUAAAGAUUUCUAUGAAUGAUCAACCAACCGCGACUAACGAAGAUCCCUCUAUGACAUCGUCAAUGACGAUUGUUCGCGAUAUAAUUCAAUUGUUUCAUUCCGAGGAAAUGUUUUUGUUUCUUUCAAACGUAACAGGAUUAUCGUUUCACCCAAUGACAAUCGAUUCGGACGAUGACGACGAGGAAACAAACGGGAAACGACAGAAACUCGAUGAGGGGCUGGUACCAGGGACGUACUCGACUUGCAGGUUCGAGGUCCGCCGUUGGGAGAAAGGAAGUUACCGAUUGUUGCGCGACAACGAUUACGAACGUGGAGAGUUUUCAUUGGACGUCAAUCUGUUUCUUAACGUCGGAGAUUGGUGUGAAGACAAUGGGGGUUGUUUGUCGUAUAUCGCUGACAAUGAAGACGAGGAGUUACUUACAAUUGUGCCGAGUUCGAACAAUUUAUCCGUGGCGUAUCGGGACAGUGGGGCGAUUAGGUUCGUUAAGUAUAUAAACCAUCUUGCCCCGCAUGAAAUAUAUGAUGUUUCUAUGUCUUAUGUUCAAUAGCUGAGCAGUGUUGCACGUUCGUAUUUUAAAUAUUUUUUAUUUGGAAACACUGGGUUUCUAUUGUUUGAUUAUGUUAUGAAAUAAAUAACUGCCAGCACUGUAGGAGUUU
This is a messenger RNA of Ciona intestinalis (vase tunicate), 1749 nucleotides long. NCBI's taxonomy places the organism in Eukaryota, Metazoa, Chordata, Ascidiacea, Phlebobranchia, Cionidae. The record is from RefSeq and is a predicted model, not a curated record.